This is a messenger RNA of Pistacia vera, 1358 nucleotides long. RefSeq names its product origin of replication complex subunit 4. The record is from RefSeq and is a predicted model, not a curated record. Gene Ontology annotation, biological process: DNA replication initiation; DNA replication. Lineage: Eukaryota; Viridiplantae; Streptophyta; Magnoliopsida; Sapindales; Anacardiaceae. Gene Ontology annotation, cellular component: nucleus; nuclear origin of replication recognition complex. Gene Ontology annotation, molecular function: DNA replication origin binding; ATP hydrolysis activity; ATP binding.
AGUCUCAACUCUCAACCUCAUCGUCUCUUCGCCGGCACACAAACUCACAGAUUCAAAAUGGGAAGGAAAAAUCCAGCAUCACAGAAAGCGUUGAAUCUCCUCCGUAACAGGCUCUGUAACCCUAAUUUCAUUUUCAACCUCUCUCCGACUUCCGACAGCAAUUACAGCAAGUUGAAGUUUUUGUUUCGAGUUCGGUUCGAGGCUUGCAACAACUCGAUUUUGCUGCUUGGCCCUCGCGGUUCUGGAAAAAUCGCGGUGUUGGAGCUUGUUCUUAAUGAUUUAUUGCUAGAAUAUCCUGAUACAUUAUCUGUGAUUAUGUUGAAUGGGCUUUUGCACAGUGAUGACAAUUGUGCAAUCAAGGAAAUUGCUAGACAGUUAUGUAUGGAGCAUAACCUUAUGUUCUCUAAAAUGGCAUCAUUUGAUGAUAACUCUCAGUUCAUGAUAGCCAUGUUACGGGAGUGUGGAUUAGCUCAUAAAACCAUUAUAUUUGUACUAAAUGAGUUUGACCUCUUUGCUCAGGGGAAACAACGGUUACUUUAUAGCCUGCUAGAUGCAAUGCAAUCAGUAACAUCUCAAGCUGUUGUUAUUGGUGUGAGUUGCCGACUGGAUGCUGACCAACUUUUGGAAAAAAGAGUAAGAUCUCGUUUCUCACAUAGGAAGCUGUUGUUUUUGCCUCCAUCUAAGGAAGAAUUGCAGAGAUUAUUGGAGCACAUUUUAUCUUUGCCAAUGGACUCAAGUCUCCCUCGUGACUAUGCUGUUGAAUUCAAUGGAAAGAUUAAAAACAUUUUAGCAGAUGAGAGAUUCAAAGAAAUCAUUAAUACUUAUUUGAACUCCGAUUCCACAGUCAAUCAUUUAUUGAGGUUUCUAUUUCAAGCUGUUUCUUACAUGGAUUUGGAAUCCGGCUUCCUAUCCCUUGAGAAUUUCAAAACUGCACUGCCAAAUUUUCAGAGACAGCCAAAGCUCGAAUCUACAAAAGAUUGUUCAAUACUCGAACUCUACAUUCUGGUAUGCAUGAAGAGGCUGGAAGUUAAAGAGCAAAACUCCUACAACUUUAAUUCUGUUAUGAAAGAGUACAAAAGCAUACACGAUUCAUUCAAGACAUCUGAUUAUUAUGCACGAAGUGUAUGCUUGCGGGCAUUUGAACAUCUUCUACAACGAGAAUUAAUUUGUUUCACAGACAACAGAGGAUACAGUCACUUGGUUGAGUUUCGUCCAGUGAAGCUUCUAAUAUCUUAUGUUGAACUACACCAUGGACUGAAAUCAUAUCGUUCCUGUCCUGCUAUUCUUCUUAAGUUAAUGGAGCAUUAGAAAUCGACAUGGCUGAGGAGCUACAUAUUAGCAAAUUAGCUGCUUCCUAU